AUGGCAGCUCAGGUCCCACUUCUGCAAACUCGAAAGCCUUCAGUGGAGCGGUCCCUAUUCCGGGAAACCAGCGGGGAGUUCUGUGGAACAGAGGAGAGGCUGGGCCCUGUGGGCGGGCCCCUUUGGGGGCGGGCCCUCCUCCCCAGGAGGGCCCGCCCCCAGAGGGGCCGCGAGGAUAUAAACCCCUGGCGGAGCUCCCCUCCCCAGAAGCCGCCCAGCAGCACCAUGACAGCCACCAGCCUCCCCCUGACAGGCCUCCUGUGCCUCCUGCUCGUCUGCCACCUGAACGGGCAACAACCACGCGGUAGUAAGUGUUUGUGUGCAAACAAAGGUGCCAACCAUGUGAAAGAAAGAGUGAAGAGCUUCGAGGUGUUUCCAGCAGAUCACUCGUGUCACAGGGUCGAGAUUCUGGUCACCAGCGCCUCAGGGAAACAGUGUUUGGACCCAGCGUCCCCCAGGGGCCGACGACUCCUCACCGUGUGGAACAAGAAGAACAGGAAAACAGCACCUCCAACGGUCAUGUGACCGCUUGAACCAAUCAGGGCCUGGAUCCGCACAGGCUGCCUUCUCUGGGCCAACCAACCAAUCAUGAACCGUGAGGAACUAGUGUCCGAACUGAGCAGAGAGCUGUUUGGUUAGUCACUAACUGACAAGCGAGCUGUUUGGUUAGUCACUAACUGACCAGAGAGCUGUUUGGUUAGGCACUAACUGACCACAGAGCUGUUUGGUUAGUCACUAAGACACUAACUGAGCAGAGAGCUGUUUGGUUAGUCACUAACUGACCACAGAGCUGUUUGGUUAGUCACUAACUGACCACAGAGCUGUUUGGUUAGUGAAUGUACAUUAAUAACAUAAUGUAAAUAACAUUGAUUACAUUAAUAAUGUAAAUACAUUUAUGGAAAUUGUUGAUGAAGUGUAUGUACUAGGUUUAAUGUUGCACAUUUCCUACUAAUAAAAGUCUUACCAAAAGGUCUUGUUUGACAUCAUUCA
Messenger RNA from Gadus chalcogrammus (walleye pollock), 990 nucleotides. It is a transcript of the gene cxcl11.8, whose product is annotated as chemokine (C-X-C motif) ligand 11, duplicate 8. Bases 1 to 525 code for a protein of 174 amino acids. NCBI's taxonomy places the organism in Eukaryota, Metazoa, Chordata, Actinopteri, Gadiformes, Gadidae. Gene Ontology annotation, cellular component: extracellular region. The transcript has 4 exons. The record is from RefSeq and is a predicted model, not a curated record. Gene Ontology annotation, molecular function: chemokine activity. Gene Ontology annotation, biological process: immune response.